AUGUCUGGAAAUGCGACCAGGACUCUGGGGAAAGGAUGCGCUCCCCCUGGGCCGGUCCCGGAGGGCAUGAUCCGCCUCUACAGCAUGAGGUUCUGCCCCUACUCACACAGAACCCGCCUCGUCCUGCAGGCCAAAGGAAUCAGAUACCAAGUUGUCAACAUUAAUCUGAGGAACAAGCCUGAAUGGUUCUAUACAAAGCACCCCUUUGGCCAAAUACCUGUCCUGGAGAACAGUCAAUGUCAGCUAAUCUAUGAAUCUGUCAUCACGUGUGAGUACCUGGACGAUGCUUAUCCUGGGAAGAAGCUGUUUCCGUGUGACCCUUACGAGCGAGCUCGCCAAAAGAUGCUAUUGGAGCUAUUCUGUAAGGUCCCAUUCUUGACCAAGGAGUGUCUGAUAGCAAUGAGAAACGGGAGAGAGUGCUCAGACCUGAAGGCAGCUCUGCGUCAGGAAUUCUGCAAUCUGGAAGAGAUUCUUUGCUAUCAGAAGACCUCCUUCUUUGGCGGGAACUGUAUAUCCAUGAUUGAUUACCUCCUUUGGCCCUGGUUUGAGCGGCUGGAUGUAUAUGGGGUAGCAGACUGUGUGGACCACACCCCGACACUUAAGAUCUGGAUGGCAACCAUGAAGCAGGACCCUGCAGUAAGUGCUCUUCUCAUCGACAAGAGCACUUUCUUGGGCUUCUUGAAUCUCUAUUUUCAGAACAACCCUGAUGCCUUUGAUUAUGGGCUAACAUGUUGA
Messenger RNA from Orycteropus afer afer, 735 nucleotides. Its product is annotated as glutathione S-transferase omega-2. Gene Ontology annotation, cellular component: cytoplasm. The record is from RefSeq and is a predicted model, not a curated record. Gene Ontology annotation, biological process: glutathione metabolic process; L-ascorbic acid metabolic process. NCBI's taxonomy places the organism in Eukaryota, Metazoa, Chordata, Mammalia, Tubulidentata, Orycteropodidae. Bases 1 to 735 code for a protein of 244 amino acids. Gene Ontology annotation, molecular function: glutathione transferase activity; glutathione dehydrogenase (ascorbate) activity. The transcript is spliced from 6 exons.